Molecule: messenger RNA, 1663 nt
Organism: Lontra canadensis (Northern American river otter)
Lineage: Eukaryota; Metazoa; Chordata; Mammalia; Carnivora; Mustelidae
Gene: GTF2A1L
Product: general transcription factor IIA subunit 1 like
Exons: 9
Coding region: 64-1500 (478 amino acids)
Biological process (GO): transcription by RNA polymerase II; transcription initiation at RNA polymerase II promoter
Cellular component (GO): transcription factor TFIIA complex
Source: RefSeq, a predicted model, not a curated record
AGGAGUUCAGUGGGGCACCGCGUGCCGCGCAGGCGCUAGGGGAGAGGUGCCGGAGCCGCCAUCAUGGCCUGUGUCAACCCCGUGCCUAAACUCUACAGAUCAAUAAUUGAAGAUGUAAUUGAAGGAGUGCGGGAUCUAUUCGCUGAAGAAGGUAUAGAGGAACAAGUUCUAAAAGACUUGAAGCAGCUCUGGGAAACAAAGAUUUUGCAGUCUAAAGCAACGGAAGACUUCUUCAGAAAUAGUGCCCAUACACCCGUGUUCACCCUUCCAUUGCCAAACAGCUUGCACCAAACAUUGCAGUCAUCAACAGCAUCAUUAGUUAUUCCUGCUGGUAGACCUCUUCCCAGUUUUACUACAGCAGAACUGGGCACCUCAAACUGUAGUGCAAGUUUCAAUUUUCCUGGUUAUCCUAUUCAUGUACCAGCAGGUGUGACACUACAGACUGCAUCUGGUCACCUUUAUAAAGUCAAUGUACCAGUUAUGGUGACACAGACUUCUGGAAGAGCAAGUAUUCUACAUCCAAUUCAGCAAGUAUUUCAGCAGCUUGGGCAGCCUUCAAUAAUCCAGACCAGCGUUCCAUGCCUGAACCCAUGUUCUCUCCACGUGACUGCUGAAAAAUCACAGAGAAUAGAAACUGUGCUCCAGCAACCCACAGUUCUUCAUUCUGGGUUGGUGGAUAGGAAACAUUUGCAAAAUGCAGCCAGUGAUACACUUGCACUUCCUGGAAAUGAGCGUGAAAUCAUGUCUGAAGCUUUGUUGAGUCAGCCAGAAAGCCUGACUCAGUAUAUCCAUCUUCCAGGUGUUUUGUUUCCUCCACAGGUCUCUCAGAUAGAUGAACACGGGGAGCCAGUGCUUGGUGUUUCAGGCGGCAUGACUCAAAAUCUGAAUGGUGUGCCCCUCUCCACUGGCCGAAAGGGGGCCCAGCACCAACACAUGUCUGAUAUUCAGCUUCAUGUUCUUAAAAAUAGGAUGUUUGGAUGUGAUUCUGUAAAGCAGCCAAGAAAUACAGAGGAGCCCAGCAGCCUACCUGUCUCAGAGAAGGAUUCUAAUUCUCAGAUGGAUUUAAGCAUUCAGGUCACUGAUGAUGAUAUUAAUGAAAUAAUUCAAAUAGAUGGAACCGGUGAUACAUCUUCCAAUGAUGAAAUAGGAAGUACAAGAGAAGUAGAUGAAAAUGAAUUUCUAAGGAUUAUUGAUGCAGGAGACCUGAAGGUACUUGAAGAAGAAGCUGACAGUAUCUCAAAUGAAGCUUCAACUGCCAACAGUAGUGAUAACGAAGAUCCUCAAACAGACAUUGUAGAAGAGGACCCCUUAAAUUCUGGAGAUGACGUUAGUGAUCAGGAUGUGCCAGACCUGUUUGACACGGAUAAUGUAAUUGUCUGCCAGUAUGACAAGAUUCAUCGAAGCAAGAACAAAUGGAAAUUCUAUUUGAAAGAUGGUGUUAUGUGUUUUGGAGGGAGAGAUUAUGUAUUUGCAAAAGCCAUUGGUGAUGCAGAGUGGUAAAACUUAAGAGCUCGAUACACCAUAAACAUCAGUGGGACUAUAUCACAUAUUGUGAAACCUAUUUUUAUUUUUUAUAUAGCCCAGUACAGAGCUGCUCAAAUUUUUAAGUUCACUGUGUGGAGUUUAAUAAAACUAUAAUUCAGAUGCAGAUACAAAUAUACAA